Molecule: messenger RNA, 774 nt
Organism: Prunus persica (peach)
Lineage: Eukaryota; Viridiplantae; Streptophyta; Magnoliopsida; Rosales; Rosaceae
Exons: 2
Coding region: 266-550 (94 amino acids)
Source: RefSeq, a predicted model, not a curated record
UCUAUUUGUGGUCAAAACACGGUGGACCGGACGGCCACUUCCUCCCCAUCUCUUCUCCAGACUUCAAACCGAAACAUCAUAUAAAGAAGGAGAAGAAGGAGGAGACACAGACCCCAAAAGAAACGAGAAGAAACGAAAAGAAAAGAAAAGACCAAAAAAGACCAAACGUAGAAUACCCAUCAAGCUCAUUUUGAUCCAAUCGAAUUUUGCCUCAUCUUGUGUGCAAACUUCAGGUAGUCUGAGCAAGGCCAGUACAUAUUAUACCAUGGUUCUUGACAGCAUUUUGUCUUCUCCUGUUCGGAAGUCAGCAUCAUUCAGAAAGCAAUUCUCACAAAAUGAGUUGGGUAGCUGGUCGACUCUAUUUCAGCGGCACCGCUUCCUGUUAACGGCCCUAGCUCUCCUGACUUUCCUCUGCACUGUUUAUCUUUACUUUGCUGUCACUUUAGGAGCCAGUCCAACAUGUUCUGGGUUGAGUGGAACUCAAAAAGCAUUGUGUCGUUUGGAGCAUGCAAAGACUUCAGUGGCCCAUGGAAAAUUGAAAAUUCUUUAGCGUGUAGAUGAUAAUGAUUUUCCGAAGUUUCUUUUUUCUUGGGUUCCUUUGAUUAGAGUGGAUUGCCAAUUUAAAUCGUACUACUGAAUUGUAGUGGGUUUUAUAUUUGUCCGUGAACUGAUUGAUUGGGUCAUAUAUACAUAAUAUUUGUAGUAUGGAAACACUGGUUUUACCAUAAUGAUUAUUUUUAUUCAAAGAAACUAAAGCAUGGUGUUAUCAGAUUA